This is a messenger RNA of Sabethes cyaneus, 3288 nucleotides long. RefSeq lists its product as uncharacterized. Gene Ontology annotation, molecular function: heme binding; iron ion binding; oxidoreductase activity, acting on paired donors, with incorporation or reduction of molecular oxygen. The record is from RefSeq and is a predicted model, not a curated record. NCBI's taxonomy places the organism in Eukaryota, Metazoa, Arthropoda, Insecta, Diptera, Culicidae. The coding region runs from base 1 to 3051 and encodes 1016 amino acids. The transcript has 4 exons.
AUGAUUGUGAUUUUGUUACUUUUCGCGGCUGCUGUGUUGCUAUUUUUAAGAUGGCUUUAUUCGCAUUUUCAACAGCGGUAUCGGUUCUGGUCGGAACGUCAGAUUCCCUACCUGAAGCCGCGCUUUCCGGUCGGCAACGUCGGUGAAACGCUCGCAUCGAAAGUCCACUUUGCCUACAUCGUGGAAGGCCUCUACCGGCAGCUGAAACAUCACGGUGACUAUGCGGGAAUUUACUUUUUUCGCGAUCCGGUGCUGCUGGUGUUGACGCCGGAGUUUGCCAAAACCGUGUUGGUGAAGGAUUUUAACUACUUCAUCGAUCGGGGUGUGUACAGUAAUGAACGGGACGAUCCGCUUUCGGCGAAUCUUUUCUUCCUCGAAGGACACCGUUGGAGACGGUUGAGGGCUAAAUUGACGCCGACUUUUACCUCCGGGCGAUUGAAGGCGAUGUUUCAUACAAUUUUGGCUGUUGGCCAGCAACUGGAUGGGUAUUUGGCAGAAUACACGAAGGGCACCAGCGAGGUUGAGAUCAAAGAUUUGCUGGCCCGAUUUACGACGGACAUCAUCGGAUCGUGUGCGUUCGGGAUUGAUUGUAACAGUUUGGAGAAUCCUCGCUCGAAGUUCCGCGAAAUGGGCAAACGGAUGAUCAACUUUCCGAAGCUGAAAGCACUGAAGCUGUUCUUUGCGAUGAUGUUCCGCGAGGCGGCUAGAAAGAUGCGAGUUCGAUUCAACGAUGAAGAUGUGUCGGAUUUUUUCUUCGCGGUUGUUAGAGAUACGAUUAAAUAUCGAGAGGAUAAUGAUGUUCGGCGGAAUGAUUUCAUGCAGCUGCUGAUUGAUUUGAAAAACAAGGGAGUGAUUGAGUGUGAGAGUGAGGCACAGGUGGGUGACGCGGGCGCGGACCGUCUGGAGAAGCUGACCUUUGAGGAAAUUGCUGCCCAGGCAUUUGUGUUCUUUUUUGCUGGUUUUGAAACUUCGGCCACAACAAUGACGUGCGUGUUGUAUCUACUUGCUACUCAUCCUGUGAUUCAGGAAAAUGGACGACGUUGCGUGAAUGAUGUUUUGGGCAAACAUGAUGGAAAAUUUAGUUAUGAAGCUCUGAUGGAAAUGAAUUAUAUUGAUUGGAUCAUUCAAGAAACCCUUCGACUAUAUCCACCGGUGGCAAGCAUUCAUCGUAUUACAUCGAAACCAUAUAAACUACCAAAUGGUUCCGUUAUUCCGGAAGGAACUGGCGUGUUGAUAUCGAAUUUGGCAUUCCAGCGGGACCCAGCGUAUUUUCCUGAACCACUCAGCUUUCGACCGGAGCGAUUUUCAGAGGCGGAGAAAGAAGGUCGGCAUCAUUUCUGCCACCUUCCUUUCGGUGAAGGCCCACGGAUCUGCAUAGGCAUGCGGUUCGGCAUGCUGCAGAGCAGAAUGGGAAUUGCUUUACUGCUGAAAAACUACCGCUUUGGAGUGUGCUCCAAAACGCCAAUUCCGCUGAAAAUCGAUCCGGUUGCCUUGAUACAAGGUCCGGCCGGUGAUGUCUGGUUGGAAAUCAAAAGCAUACAAAUGUGGAUCUACCUGGUAAUUGCUGUUAUUACGCUAUCGGUUUGGUUCGUGCGGAAAAAAUACUCCCACUGGGAGCGUUUGGGAGUGCCUUUCAUCAAGCCACGGUUUCCGUUCGGAAACCUACAGGCUUUCGGACGCCGCAUGCAUUCCUCCCAGCUGAUGACAAGCUUCUAUCGGGAAAUGAAAGGAAAAUACUCCUUCUGUGGGAUCUUUUUCUUCACCAAUCCGGUGGCGUUGGCGUUGGAUUUGGAUUUCAUCAAAAACGUUUUGGUGCGGGAUUUCGCGUACUUUCACGAUCGCGGAAUGUACUACAACGAGAAGGAUGACCCUAUUUCGGGUCAUUUGUUCAACAUUGAAGGAACCAAGUGGACCAAUCUGCGAAAGAAGCUGAUCCCUACGUUUUCAUCCGGCAAAAUAAAAAUGAUGUGCCCAACGGUAGUGUCCGUGGCGGAUCGUUUUCGAGAGUGCAUCGAGCGGAGCAUCGUCGACGAGCCCGAGGUGGAAAUGAAAGAACUGCUGGCUCGAUUUACCACCGAUGUAAUUGGAAGCUGCGCUUUCGGAAUCGAUUGCAACAGUUUGAACGAUCCGGAUGUGGAAUUUCUGCGAAUGGGAAAAAAAGUUUUCGAAUUAUCCGGAAGGGGGAGAAUUCUAAAAUUCUUUUUCAUGGCCACCUUUAAAGAGUUUGCGAAAAAGAUGCACAUCAAGGGAACAGCGGACGACGUUUCAUCUUUCUUCUUCAAGGUUGUCCGAGAGACAAUCGAAUAUCGAGAGAAGAACAACGUUCAAAGGAAUGAUUUUAUGAAUUUGCUGAUUCAACUCAAACAGAAGGGGGAACUGGAUGACUCCGGCGAACAGGUGGGUACACUGAGUCUCAACGAAGUGGUUGCGCAAGCUUUCGUGUUUUUCCUGGGUGGCUUCGAGACGUCCAGCACAACGAUGUCUUACUGCCUGUACGAGUUAUCUCUGAACGAGGACGUGCAAGAUACCGCCCGACAGUGCGUGCGAGAGGCCGUCGCGAAGCAUGGAGGCUUGAACUAUGAAGCACUGAUGGAUAUGGAUUACAUUGAACAGUGUAUUAAUGAAUCUCUCAGAAAAUACCCACCCGGAGCGAACCUAUUGCGCAGUGUGACGAAAGACUACACCGUACCGAACUCCGAUGUGGUAUUCAAGAAGGGAAUGAACGUGAUGGUUCCGGUGUACGCGAUUCACCACGAUGCCGAGUACUAUCCCGACCCGGAACGCUUCGAUCCGGAGCGUUUCAGUGCAGAGGAAUGUGCCCUGAGGAAACCGUUCACUUUUAUGCCGUUUGGAGAGGGACCCCGGAUCUGCAUUGCGGCUCGGUUUGGAAUUAUGGAAACCAAAGUCGGCCUGGCUACGUUGCUGCUAAAUUUCCGAUUUUCCAAAUGCUCCAAAUCCGUUGUGCCGUUGGUUAUUUCCCCGAAGCAUGCAGUACUUACACCGGAGGGUGGUUUGUGGUUGAAGGUGGAGAAGUUGGAAAAAGUAGCGUAGUGGAGGUAAACUGUGAUAUGUUUUAAAUUAUAUUUUAAAUUUUUUAAUCUCCGAAUUAUUAGCUUUUUUUUUGUUUGUUAAAUUUAUAUGAUUUGUAUUGCAUAACAGUUAUUGACAAACAGAAUCAUAAGUUCAUAUAGCACAGAUGUGCCGAAAUACUACUAAACGAUUUUAUAAACGAGAAUUAAUAAGUUUAUGAGCAUAAAUUAGCCCAAUAAAUCGGUGCUAUAACGAUAU